AAAGUAGUGUAUCUGGUGUAUCUAUGUAGCUACGUUCACGAUGUAUGUGCCGAAUGAGACUGAUGAGAACCUUAAAAACACCAGAGUUUCGUCUCUGUGAACCUGCACUGUGAUCUCGUUUUGUUCCGCAUUUGUUUUCAGGGUAAAUUCUUACUGGGAAACUUGAAUAAAGCAAAAUAAAGUGAAACAAGCGAAGUCUGAUUUAACACGACCUACCUAAAUGACUAUGUUCGGUCGUGUGUUUAUAUCAAAUUUUCGCAAUAUAUCGCUUCUAUCGAGAGUAUGGAAUGGUCCUAAUGGAGCAUUGGCUGGUAAACAAGCUGAACAAAAAAUGAUAGCAAUUUUGAGGAAUACGUUUCCUAAAGCCAAGCUUAUCGAAGUAAAUGAUGUAUCAGGAGGAUGUGGUGCAAUGUUUGAAAUAAAUGUGAUCGCUCCUGAAUUCAAGGGAUUGAAUACUAUCAAACAACAUCGGAUGAUCAAUGAAGCACUCAAGCAAGAAAUCAAAGAUAUGCACGGAUUACGGAUAUACACGAGUGUUCCUGAGUCCUAGACAAUUUUUAAUUCUUUAGAGAAAACUGUUCCUUACAUGCUCGGUUGUACGUCGAAGCUGUACAAACUUUUGUAAAUUUCCCAUAUAUACAUAAUUUAAAGACUUGUACAAUUAUGUAAUUUAAUAUUUUAAUGACAUAUCUAGAUAAUGCAAAUACAAUAUACAUGUACAUGCAUGUACACUGCUGCUCAAAAGUAUGCGGACAUUUGUCACUUUUAACAAAUCUGUAGUACACAAAGUUACUAUCGUAUAAUUUUAAUUGCAAAAUACUGUAACAAGUACACAUUUAAUAUACGAUAGCAGUAUUUUAAAUGA
Messenger RNA from Hylaeus anthracinus, 865 nucleotides. Its product is annotated as bolA-like protein 3. Bases 221 to 550 code for a protein of 109 amino acids. NCBI's taxonomy places the organism in Eukaryota, Metazoa, Arthropoda, Insecta, Hymenoptera, Colletidae. The transcript is spliced from 4 exons. The record is from RefSeq and is a predicted model, not a curated record.